GCCCAAGGUCACCCAGGAGCCGGCGCGGGCCCGGGGCAGCGCUCGGGCAGUGGGGGGACGCUUGCGGCCAGCCGCGAGGGGCGAGGUCCUGGCAGCCUCCUGGGCGCCCACUCCCGCUUGCGCCCCGCCGCCGUCGCCGUCGCCGUCGUUGCGCCCGGGGGGAAACCGCCGGGGCUGGGGGCGUGGAGCCCGCGCAGCCCGGCCCCGUCGGCCGGGGAGGAGGACGAUGCGCGGUGCGCCCAGGACCCUGUGGGCACUGAAACCCAACUCACCCAUGCCUAUUUCCUGUAAUGGAUGAACUUGAUGCUAAUGUGAGUUCCAAGGAGGGUUUUGGGUCAGUGGAGAAGGUCGUGCUGCUCACAUUUCUCUCGGCGGUUAUCCUGAUGGCCAUCUUGGGGAACCUGCUGGUGAUGGUGGCUGUGUGCAGGGACAGGCAGCUCAGGAAGAUAAAAACCAAUUACUUCAUUGUAUCUCUCGCCUUUGUGGAUCUUCUGGUCUCGGUGCUGGUGAUGCCCUUUGGUGCCAUCGAGCUGGUUCAAGACAUCUGGAUUUAUGGGGAGAUGUUUUGCCUCGUCCGGACAUCUCUAGACGUCCUGCUCACGACGGCAUCGAUUUUUCACCUGUGCUGCAUUUCUCUGGAUAGGUAUUAUGCCAUCUGCUGUCAGCCUCUGGUCUAUAGGAACAAGAUGACCCCUCUGCGCAUCGCAUUAAUGCUGGGAGGCUGCUGGGUCAUCCCUAUGUUUAUCUCUUUUCUCCCUAUAAUGCAAGGCUGGAAUAAUAUUGGCAUAAUUGAUUUGGAAAGGAUAUCCAAGCCAAGGCUGGGCCAGGAUUUGCAUGUGAUAGAAAAAAGGAAGUUCAACCAGAACUCUAACUCUACGUACUGUAUCUUCAUGGUCAACAAGCCCUACGCCAUCACCUGCUCUGUGGUGGCCUUCUACAUCCCGUUUCUCCUCAUGGUGCUGGCCUAUUAUCGCAUCUACGUCACAGCGAAGGAGCAUGCCCACCAGAUCCAGAUGUUACAACGGGCAGGAGCCUCCUCCGAAGGCAGGCCCCAGCCAGCCGACCAGCACAGCACUCAUCGCAUGAGGACAGAGACCAAAGCAGCUAAGACCCUGUGCAUCAUCAUGGGUUGCUUCUGCCUCUGCUGGGCUCCAUUCUUUGUCACCAAUAUCGUGGAUCCAUUCAUAGACUACACUGUUCCUGGACAGGUGUGGACCGCUUUCCUCUGGCUUGGUUACAUCAACUCUGGGUUGAACCCCUUUCUCUACGCCUUCUUGAAUAAGUCUUUUAGACGUGCCUUCCUCAUCAUCCUCUGCUGUGAUGAUGAGCGCUACCGAAGACCCUCCAUUCUGGGCCAGACUGUCCCCUGUUCAACCACAACCAUUAAUGGAUCCACACAUGUGCUAAGGUACACAGUUCUGCACAGUGGACAUCACCAGGAACUUGAGACACUGCCCAUACACAAUGACCCAGAAUCCUUGGAAUCAUGCUUCUGAUUGAGAACAUGGCUCGUGAUUAAGCCAUUCAUUCCCAUUCAUGUCUGCAUGAACAGGACUCCCUGGCAUCUCUCUUGACCCUCAUCACCACCAGUGAGGCAUGAGGCAGUGGGGCCGGGGGCCCAGGGAAGCUACAUGGAACACAGUGUUGGACAGGACCAAGGCCAGAAUAUGGAGGAUCUCAGAGCUGAGAAGGGACUUCAGGCAUCUUCAGAUCCAGCCUCCCAUCCAAUGCAGGAGUAGCAUCUUCCAUAGCAUCUCUGGAAGUUGGUCAGUCUCUGCUUGCACACCUCCAGGGAUAGGAGCUCACUACCUCCUAAUGCAGUUCCUUCUAUUGUAGGGAAGCUUUAAUUAUAAGAAAGUUUUUCCUUUUGUUGGAACACAAUCCUGUUUUGGCUCCAUCUUCCAUCGGGGGUCAUGCAGUUAGCUCCCUAUUCCCUUUGAAAGCCCUUAGAUAUUGGGAGACACUGAUCUGCCAUCCACCCACCCUUUUAAGUCUUCUCUCCAAGCUAAACAGCUCCAAUUUCCUCUCCAUUGUGGCCAUCCUCUGGACAUGCUAUAGUGGGUGAAUUAAUCAAGGCUCUUGUAAUGAAGUCAGAUUGAUAUCAAUGCCAAGAUGUCUGUCCAGAAGCACUAAAGAGCUGACGAGUGAAACAUCAGUAUUUUCUGGUUGAUAGAUAUGAACGUUUCUCCUUUCUUUUUUCUUGGGGAUAGAUUUGGAAACUGCUCAGGGUUUGAUUUUAGAUCCAUUACCCAAAGGCAUCUUUACUAUUGGUCUAAUUUGUGUGUGUGUGUGUGUGUGUGUGUGUGUGUGUGCGUUUAAGGAUGACAUUUUUCUCAUUGGCAUACUGGCUCUGAGGUCACGUGGAAUGAAUCUUGAUUCAUUUUCCUUCCACGACAAUCGGAAAAGGAACUGCACCUUUACGGAGAAUGCUGAUUAAGGAUGGUCUUGCAACUCAGAUUUGGUGAGGAAAUGAAGUUGCUCCAAUAAGACACACUUUAGGGGCUUUCAGGCCCCUGUGCUGAAGCAGUGCUUGGUCUCGGGCCCGGCACUUUGCUCGCUGGGGCGAAGACAUAAUCACAGACCAACUUACUUUCUUGGGAAAAUUCACUGGCCCCCUGCCUGUGAGGCUGCUGGGGCUCCAUUUUUCUGUUUUCUGUUUUCAUCUUUUUUAGCAUCUCACUUCCUCCAAGCUCCUCAGGAGAUGCUCCCCUGAUGUCAAAGCUACCAGCAAAUCAUUUUGUCUUGGGGUGAAUUAUCCCCACAGGUUGAAACUCUUGAGGGCAAAUUUUCUUCCAGUUGCCUUUCUUUUGACUGCUGAUAAAAAUCUUAUUGCGAAGAUGGAAUGCUGGUCCUUAGGGAACCAGCCCAGGGAACAGGCAAUGUGGGGGGGUGGGUGGAGCUUACAAGAUAACCUUGUGCCUGAAGUUUCUAGCCUCACCAGUUCUCCUUGCCUUUGUGCUUGAUCUGUUCAUCACAUUUUCCUUCCUAAGUCAUCCCAGAAGCCACAAUUGCCUCCUUACCACCGAUUUUAUCCAUGGAAGCAGAACCCCCUGGUUCUCCCUCUUCUCUCCAUCCCCAGAAAUGGUGGGAAGGAUGAUCAGACACCCUGGUUUUUUGCACUGCAAGUCCCACAUCCCAGGAAACCCCUCAGUUCCAGGCAUAGGAGGCUGGCUGGUCACCCCACGUAUGGGACCCUCCCAGAGAGGAUUAACAGGCUCCUCACAGCUGCAUUUUCUUUCUACACUUUUUCAUGGAAAAGGCAAAGCUGAGUGAAUUCGGGGCUCCAGAGUUCUUCCCGUGCUGUCUGAAUGAGGUCUCUGAUCUCAAAGCACAAAGAACUUCUUAGGGAAAGACUAAGAGAUCAUGAGAACCAGAUCAUCGUGAGGAGGAAGAGGUUUAAUGCUUUGAGGCAACUGGUAAGCUUUGUUGAAUGUCCCCGAAGUUGACAGUAUCUACUGUUGAGUACAUAGAUGCAUACACAUGCGCAUAUAUCCAGUAAGAUUUGUUCCCUAUGAAAUGCUUCUUUUCCCAGGAGCUUAGCAAGCUUAUCUGCUUGUGUAAAAUUAUGAUUUCUCAGUGGUAGGUCUACCAUAUUCGGUGGGAGCUUGGAUUCAAGAGGGAUCCACAGAUUACAGCACGCGUGGGAAAAUGAGAUCUUGCCAUAUCCUUAGGCCAUCCUCUUCUGGACUCUCGGGACACGCUUCUGUGGGCCAGCCCCUGACUGGUGUCUGCAGAGGUCACAAGCACCCUGGCCCAGGGAAACAGUAGUGAUUGAGGAACUAGAAGCCCGUGCCGUUGUCAAGAAGAUGGUCUCCUUUGCAGAGAAAUCCUCACAAGCAAACUUCGCUCUCGCUUUGGACCAGGGCUGGGAUGAUGUGGGUGCUGCACCCAACAGCCACACUGGAAGUUUAUAGGACAGGACCAGAGGCGCUCUGUCUAGACAGCUGCUAGCCUGGCAUUACUUAGCGGUCUGGCUUCCGGGAGUCCAGGUAAUAGAGCAUGUGUAUGGAAGACGGAGAAGGAGGAGAUGUAGACAGAGCUUGUCUAAGGAAGGAGGAGACUUACUCUGCUGUCUUCUCUGAGAAGGCCACCCUCUUCCAGGUAGCCCCAAGUGUCAAGAAGAGAUGCUUCCGGGCGGGCGGUGCGUACGCCUCUGGCCACAUCUGCCAGGUCAGCCUGGACGAUCACGGGGGUGUCGGUGCUGCAGCCAGACUACCCCACGCCUGGGAUCGAGGGGCUCCAGCUGUGCUUGUUCUCAACAUGACUCUCCAGCUCACAGGUCUGUGCAGGUAGAAGCCCCGAACUCCCUGUCCAGCUCCUGGUCAGCAGCUGGAAAGCGAAAGAGAUCAAAACCAACUUCUUCAACUGACCCCCAAGUAUGUGUUUGUAGACAACCCCGUUCUUCCUGAGAUUUCACCUUCUCAUCUCGCCACCAUUUCCACUUCACGCUGCUCACUUGCUCUGUCCUGGAGCAAACUGGGAAACGGGGUGGGGGGAGGAGGAGGGGUGUAGGGCGGAUGAAGGAGGGGAUCCAAGGAGGGGCUGGGAGUGGCUAUAAUUAAACUGCCUUCAAUGUUGUCUUCAAGUAAGAACAAAGUAACGUGUUCUCGGUGCUGUGCGGUCUGCCCGUUUUUCUCUUUGGUGUUUCAUUUCUCUCCGGGGAGAAAUCAGUGUUGCUUUUGUCUUUCUGUUGCUCUGCUCUGCUCUGGUCAACGUUCUUCCUUGUAAACUCCUGGUCUUGUGGGUGGAAAAGACUAAUGCAUUUACCUUUUCUGGCCGUGACCUGCGAUCUCUUUUUCAUUCAGUCUAGAAAACUGAGGCCGCGUGUUUGGCUUAAAUUUAAACAAAUCAGGGAUGCAUUUGAAGGCCUGGGUUUGGGACAGCAUGCUGCUUUGGACCUUAACCAGCUCUUGUCUUGCUUGUCUCAGCCACAAAAUAGAGAAACUCUUGAGUCGGUAGGAUUGUUGGGAGUGUUCCAACAUGCAUCCAAGGGCCACUGUUAGGAUUUUCCCCAAAUAAGUGCCCUGCCUAUACUGCGAUUUACUUAAUAUUUUCGUUUAAGUCAAUUCAAGUUUUCACUUAAACAUUUUAGAAACAUUAUAUCAAUCCCAGAAUAGAAAAUCAGUAUUACUUGCCAAAAAUAAAAAGCAGCCAUAGAGAUAAAGAAAUGAAAACAAGGUUUUUAAGUUCUAACUUAAGCCCAGUGCUUAUGUGUUUAAAAGGGAACUGA
This is a messenger RNA of Zalophus californianus (California sea lion), 5230 nucleotides long. It is a transcript of the gene HTR4, whose product is annotated as 5-hydroxytryptamine receptor 4. Lineage: Eukaryota; Metazoa; Chordata; Mammalia; Carnivora; Otariidae. The transcript is spliced from 8 exons. The record is from RefSeq and is a predicted model, not a curated record. Gene Ontology annotation, molecular function: G protein-coupled serotonin receptor activity. Gene Ontology annotation, cellular component: plasma membrane. Gene Ontology annotation, biological process: adenylate cyclase-activating adrenergic receptor signaling pathway; chemical synaptic transmission; regulation of appetite. The coding region runs from base 291 to 1496 and encodes 401 amino acids.